AUUUUCAAAACAAAAUCUGCACCUGGGUCCUGGGAGGUGGUUGUCUCAGAUACAGUUCGGUCCGCGUGGGUAACGGUCAAUCCCUUCCGAGCACGUGGAAAAGGGAGGGAAAGAGAGAGUGCGUUGGUGACAUAAGUGUGGAUUUGCUGUUACAUAAGGAACGAAUUUGAACUUACGGGACAGGAGAGUGAGAUAGAAAUAGAGUGUAUGUGAAACUUCGUGUUUGUGAUUUUUAUGGUUUUCGUUUUAAUAAAAUUGCAUUAUAUCUGAAUAUUGGAAAUACAAUUUGAAUGCUGGUCUUGUGUGUCGAUUUCAUCCGAGGACAAGUAGUGAUAAAACCACAUUUUGCGACGAAUCUUCACGACCCGCUUGUGAAUAAACACCCAGAAGAAAUAAUAAGAAAAUAAAGGUUACCAGAACUCCAUUUCGAGGACCAAUAAAAUGGAAUCUGAGAAUCGGAAGUGCUGUCAGCAGAAAAUGACAACCUGGCAGAAAAUUGCAACGCUCAUGCUUGCACUCAUUGCUGCAACAUUUGUGGAGGCGACGGUAGCGGGUGACUCGCUGGAGGAGGCGGCCAGUGAGGGGAAACUGCACUAUGAGGUGAUCAUGAGGGAAGCCAAGAUGCCCAAGUAUGGCGAUUGCUACCAGAACGCAUUGGAGGAUCUGCACAAUGGCUGUAGCAAUCUUGAUGACGAGACGCCCAACGCCCAUGGAUCAUCCUCAAGCUUCGGUUUCGUGACCUUUGAGAGCGAAGAUGUUGUGGACAAAGUGUGUGAGAUUCACUUUCACGAAAUCAACAACAAGAUGGUGGAGUGCAAGAAGGCCCAGCCGAAGGAGGUGAUGCUGCCGACGAGUGUUGGUCGCGGACGAGGAGGCGGGCGCGGCGGCUACGAUCUAGUUUGGUCGCUGGGAGCUCUCCCUGAUGGUAUCCAGGCAGCCGCUUACGCCGCUUAUGCAGGUCGCGGCUAUGCCAGUUACCCGAGCUUUGGGUUUCCUUAUCCAGCAGGCUUCCCGGCCGGUUGUGGAUACUUCCCCUCAGCCACGGGCGCCUCCAUCACGGGCGUCUCCCCACAAACGCCCACGCCAGCAGAUGGCUUCAAGGCAGCGGCAUACUACGAGUCCGGAGCGGUAGCCACGCCCACCCUCACGCCCACGGCACCCAUCACGCCCACACUGACGGGAGAUGUGACAGAGGAUAUGUUACAUUACCACCUGCAGGCUGAACGUUUGGCAGCAGCAGGCACCUACUAUGACUCAGGUGCCCUCGCUGCAGUCACCAUGAGCGGCUCGGGAGGUGACCAGCGGGCACAGCAAUCCAUCCAGGUGACUGCAGCGGCCCCCGGGGCUCCGCACACUCGGGCCGACCACAUCAACUCCUCCCCGAUGCUUAGAACCACAGAGACACAACGGUCGGUUCCCCUCGCCUGGCGCCACCUGACCUGGCUCUCCCGCCGGCCGUUCCGCCCGGGCCGAUCCGCGCCGCCCUCGCCUGGCUCCUCAGCGGCUGAGAGCGCCGGUCAGCUGCGACCAGAGGAGCCAGACCGGGCGAAACAUAACGAAAAAGACCUCACGCCCCAGACCAGAGGAGCCAGACCGGGCGAAACAUACCGAAAAAGACUGACCCGCCCCACGACCAAGGACCCAGGACGGGACGAAACACAACGAAAAAGACCUCACGCCCCAGACCAGAGGAGCCAGACCGGACGAAACAAAACGAAAAAACCUCACGCCCCAGACCAGAGGAGCCAACCGGAAACACCAACGAAAAAGACCUCACGCCCCAGACCAGAGGAGCCAGACCGGACGAAACACAACGAAAAAGACCUCACGCCCCCAGACAAGAGAGCCAGACCGGACGAAACACAACGAAAAAGACCUCCACGCCCCAGACCAGAGGACCAGACCGGACGAAACAUAACGAAAAAAGACCUCAGCCCCAGACCAGAGGAGCAGACCGGACGAAACACAACGAAAAAGACCUCACGCCCGACCAGAGGACCAGACGACGAGCUCAGCCCAGACCAGAGGAGCCAGACCGGACGAAACAUAACGAAAAAGACUCUCACGCCCAGAGGAGCCAGACCGGACGAAACAUAA
Molecule: messenger RNA, 2097 nt
Organism: Penaeus vannamei (Pacific white shrimp)
Lineage: Eukaryota; Metazoa; Arthropoda; Malacostraca; Decapoda; Penaeidae
Source: RefSeq, a predicted model, not a curated record